This is a messenger RNA of Belonocnema kinseyi, 6807 nucleotides long. It is a transcript of the gene Tps1, whose product is annotated as alpha,alpha-trehalose-phosphate synthase [UDP-forming]. The transcript has 10 exons. The record is from RefSeq and is a predicted model, not a curated record. Gene Ontology annotation, molecular function: catalytic activity. Gene Ontology annotation, cellular component: cytosol; alpha,alpha-trehalose-phosphate synthase complex (UDP-forming). Lineage: Eukaryota; Metazoa; Arthropoda; Insecta; Hymenoptera; Cynipidae. Gene Ontology annotation, biological process: trehalose biosynthetic process. Bases 1039 to 3450 code for a protein of 803 amino acids.
AACUCUGAUGGCUGACUUGAUCGAGUGCAAAUACACGCACUUUGGGGGCAGCGGAAGGAGCACGAAAUGUGUACAUACAUCGCAUCUUAGGGUGAGAACUUGGUGGCAAGGAAAUACACCGAUAAGGAAAGAAGAUAACCCCUAGGAGACCUACGUGGAAGCGCGGCCACCUCGGCUCGUCUUCUUCUUCAGCUUAAGCAACCCCCUCUUAGAACAAUUCAGAGCCUCUGAGGAAAGGGAGAUUGGUCGCGGCCCAGAGGUCGCGGCCCUCGAUCGAUUGCGGGGCAGCAAAAGGCCGCACUUUGGACUGCAAUAGGUUUCAGGACUCAAGUCGAAUAAACCAACAGUACCGAGCCUGCUAACUUCAGUGCUACUUGGGCUUCGCACCGGACUGCUACGUACGAUCCACCCCUCUCUCGACAGUGAUCAUGGGCCUUUAGCCGGAGAACCCAAGUUUUGGACCGACUGAAUUCUGGAAAAUCGAAUCUGGUGUUUUAGAAAGAAAUCUGAUGCUUGAUAAUCGAACCGCAAGUUAGAGAAUUCGGUCUGAAGCUGGAGAACGGAACGUUUCAAUAUUAGAUAAGAUAAGGAACUAAUCAAAAAAUAAGAAGAGCUGAAAUAGAAAAAGAUAAUAAAGAGAAGAAAAGAAAUUAUUCAGGAUUAAACAACACAAAAUAAAGAACACGUCAAACCAAAGAAAAAUAAGCAUUAAAUUAUCAGAAAGAUAAGGGAAGAUUGGUCUGCUUUACACUAGGAAGGGACUAUACAUAUACAGUUAUUACAUACAGUUUGAAGAUAUAGAGAGAUAAAUAGAUCGAUAUACAUAUGUAUAUAUGUUGAGCAGUUCCUUAUGAGACACAAGCAGAGUUUAGCGAGCAGAUGGUUAGGUGGAUAGAAAAUUGAUUAGAGAAGAGAUCGAGGUUGCGGUGAGAGUAUUUAGGAGGGUGAUCGAGGGUCAUCAGGGAUUCCAUUCCCUUUUUAAUAGUCAUUAUAGCAUUAAAUAAAAUAAUUUGUGUUACGAGUUGUCAACUUGUCAACAUGUCUACAGAAAGAGGAAGCUAUUCCUCCAACGGCAGCAUGAUUGUUGUCAGCAACAGGUUGCCUUUCGUCUUGAAAAGAAAUGAUACAACGGGCACGUUGGAGCGCAAGGCCAGUGCUGGAGGACUUGUGACUGCAGUAGCUCCUGUCGUCAUAAAUGGAAAUGGAGUGUGGGUAGGAUGGCCUGGAGUACAUAUGGAAGAUCCGAAUGAACCGAUUCCAGAAUCCGAUCCCAAUGAUAGAACACCAACUGCUGGCCUUCUUUCCCGAAAGGUGGUAGCAGUGCAUGUAGAACCUGGAGUUUUUGACUCUUACUACAAUGGAUGUUGUAAUGGGACCUUUUGGCCUUUGUUUCACUCCAUGCCAGAUAGAGCAACAUUUAUCGCAGAUCAUUGGCGAGCUUACAGUAGAGUCAACGAAGAAUUUGCAGCCAGAACCGUUCAGGCUCUGGAGCUCAUUCACAAAGAGCAAGCUGGGCAGGGAAGUGGAACACCUCUCGUCUGGGUUCACGAUUACCACCUCAUGUUGGCAGCAAACUGGAUACGACAAGCGGCAGAUGACAAGAACCUAAAAUUAAAGUUGGGAUUUUUCCUCCACAUUCCCUUUCCUCCAUGGGAUAUCUUUAGACUUUUUCCCUGGGCUGACGAAAUUCUUCAAGGCAUGUUAGGUUGUGAUAUGGUUGGUUUCCACAUUCAAGACUACUGUCUAAACUUUGUCGACUGCUGUCAGAGAAGCUUAGGUUGCAGAGUUGAUCGCAAAAAUCUUCUCGUUGAACAUGGAGGUCGUACCGUUCGAGUUCGACCACUUCCUAUUGGCAUUCCAUUCGACAGAUUUGUUUCAUUAGCUGAAACUGCACCCAAGGUAAUGCUUACGAAUCAGAAGAUAGUUCUCGGAGUGGAUCGACUCGAUUACACCAAGGGCCUUGUUCACAGAUUGAAGGCAUUCGAAAUGCUUUUAGAAAAACAUCCAGAACAUCGAGAAGAGGUUACAAUGUUGCAAAUCGCUGUGCCAUCUAGAACAGAUGUCCGCGAAUACCAGGAUUUAAAAUUGGAAAUGGACCAGUUAAUAGGUUGUAUAAAUGGUCGCUUCACAACUCCAAAUUGGUCUCCAAUUCGCUACAUCUAUGGUUGUGUGAGCCAGGACGAGCUAGCAGCCUUUUAUCGAGAUGCUGCCGUAGCCUUGGUCACUCCUUUGAGAGAUGGAAUGAAUUUAGUCGCCAAAGAGUUUGUCGCUUGUCAGAUUAACAAACCACCAGGUGUCCUCAUCGUUUCUCCUUUCGCGGGAGCUGGCGAGAUGAUGCACGAAGCCCUGAUUUGCAAUCCUUAUGAAAUUGAUGAAGCUGCAGAAGUCAUUCACAGAGCUCUCACGAUGCCUGAAGACGAGAGAACUUUGAGAAUGAACCACUUGCGUCGUCGCGAGAAAAUGUACGACGUGAAUUACUGGAUGAAGUCCUUUCUCCAAGUGAUGGGUUCACUCGAAGAACGUGAUUCUGUGGGAGCCACUACGAUGCAGCCAGUCACAAUGGACGAUUUUGAUGAUUAUUUGAGCAAGUCCCCCAGGUAUAUUGGCGAUGACCACAAGUUAGCUCUCCUGUUGGACUACGAUGGCACGCUCGCCCCAAUUGCGACACAUCCAGACUUGGCUACUCUACCAUUAGAAACAAAAAAUGUAUUGCAGAGAUUAUCGAACAUGUCUGACGUUUAUAUCGCGAUUAUAUCGGGCAGAAAUGUGAAUAACGUUAAAUCCAUGGUGGGCAUCGAUGGAAUAACGUAUGCAGGUAAUCAUGGGCUUGAAAUUUUACACCCCGAUGGAAGCAAAUUCGUCCAUCCUAUGCCUGCAGAGUAUGAGGGCAAGGUUGCUGGAUUGAUGCAAGCUCUUCAAGAUCAGUUGUGUAAGGACGGUGCUUGGGUGGAGAACAAAGGAGCUUUGCUGACUUUCCACUAUCGUGAGACUCCAAUGGAAGGUCGACCUAAGAUGAUUGAACACGCGAAAAGAUUGAUUGAGAGCGUUGGGUUUAAGGCUUGUUCUGCACAUUGUGCAAUUGAAGCUAAACCGCCGGUUGAAUGGAAUAAAGGUCGAGCCUCUAUCUACAUUCUUCGAACAGCUUUUGGACUCGAUUGGAGCGAAAGAAUCAGAAUCAUUUAUGUAGGAGAUGAUGUUACGGACGAAGAUGCGAUGCGGGCAUUAAAAGGUAUGGCAGCAACAUUCCGCGUGGCUUCCUCUCAUAUUAUACGCACAUCUGCCGAGCGACGUUUACCCAGUACAGAUUCUGUUUUAACAAUGCUAAAAUGGGUUGAGAGACACUUAGGCAGACGCAAGCCACGAGAAAACGACUCGUCCAGAUUUCGUCGGAGCAGUGCCAACACAGGUAUCACGAUGGAGAUGUGUUUCACUGAAAAGCAAAAAUCUUAGUUGGAAUCAGCAACGAGCUGGGUUUUAAAAAAAAUGGUCUUUUCCUCAGCAUUAGGAUAGAUAUACCUCAUAUAUAGUGUGGAUUAAGAAUUUCGAUAAAAAUGAUACAGGGGUCUAGGAUCCUGCGAAAAAUGUGAACUCUACUAUGUAUUUGGAUAUGCAAAAAAUGGCAUCAUCUUCAAUUGAAGUAUAUAUUUAUAAAAAGACCAUUCGCCAUUCGUCCAGCUAACGAAAUCUUUACGAUUAACAAAACAUUGAAGCGAAUCAGCAGGGCGAUAGAUUCUUAUUAAGCUUUUAUCGUCGUCGUAUUCUUAUCCAUCUGAAGAAUGUGGAGAUAAAUUGGUCAACUCCCAAUUGUUGAGGAUCUUAAAGAUGCGACAAAAACGUCCUCGCAGUGAGGAAGCCCUUUUAGUAUUUAAAACUCAAGAAUUGUAUUUAUGUCGUUUCAGCGUCCGAAAAGAUUAUUACACUUUCUUUAUCAAAGUGCGCUUGAAAUAAAUCGAAAGACUUAAUGUUUUAUUUGUAGUGUGAAAAUUACUUCUGAUUCAAAUACUAAUUGCACUAUAUUUAUGUUUAUUGGCCUUGAGUAGAAGCACUAUAGGAUCAACUUCGGAAGAAUAAGAAUACUAAUUAAUAUUUCAGCAGAAUCUAGCAAUCAGUUCGAAGCGCGUAGCGAUUGGAAUUUUGUACAAAGAGUUUUGAGCCAAAGUGGUGGAAGAGAGAUUCUUGUGGUACCGCACCGUCUGGAAACGAUCUGCAUAGAUUUUAUUUGUCGGUAAUUUUUUUGUUUCAUUAAUUUUUAUAUUUCAUUAAUUUUCAUUUUACUUGCUCCUUUUUCAUUUGCUGUACUUUUCAUUUUUAUUUUAUUUUUUGAUAUUUUAACUUUUGCUUUAUUCUUUGCUCGGAGCAAUAAGACAAACGACAAAAGUACAGUGCCAAUACGAAUCUCUUAACUAUUAACAAUGUAAAGUGAGUACUAAUUAUAAGCAUAGUUGUAAGGAUAGGAGAUAUUGUUUUUUGAAUGACAGACAUCCGAUAACUAUCUGAUUCAGAGUAAAUCGAUAAUAAAUACGAAAGUUGUGCAAGUUUGUAUACGUUUUUAACUAGAUAGACGGUUGGAGUGGGUUUCUUUCUCGCAAAAAAGAAGACAGACGACGCGACACGAUGGUGAGGACGUAUACUCAGUUGAUGACGAAUAAUAAAUUAAUUUUCGAUUAACUUUUCUAUCCAUUCAGUGAAAAUUUGUUUAAUUCAACAGUUUUUUUUAUUUCAUAAUUUUAAUGUCACGACUUUAUAAAUGUUUGUUGCUGCAGUAUUUAAGAAUCGCACUAAUGAGUAGUUGGACAGAAAGAGUCUCCGAACAAAUCAGUCUACAUUCGAAAAUUUGGAUUUAACUUACAUGUUUUUCUUUUGAAUGAAGCUAAUUAAAUUGUUCACAGAUCUGUGUAAGGUAAUUUUAGACAAGCGGCCUUAAAUUUGUUUAUAUUAAUAUCGAAAUAAUCAUAAUUAGUGAGAAACUCUUUAAAAACAACGAUCACUGAAAUUAUAGAAACAAAAAAUUUUUAUUUUUAAUUUUUAAUAACUUAGUGAAAAAGUGUGACCAGAAUUUCUACUUUUUGCUGCUUCAGACUAAUAUUUUUUUGAAAAAAAUGUAAGUGUAAUUAUCUUUAUUUAGGAAUUGGAUAAAAAUGCACAAGUUUUGAUAAUUAAUUGAACAAAUUGAAGAAAAAUUCAUAUUUUGACCAUUAUUUAAUACGCGUACCGAAAUAGCGAUGUGAAUAGCCAACUAUUUCGUUCUUUUCUGUACGAUCAACCUAAAUAAAUAUAAUAUUUUUAACAAAAUGGUGCUCUUGCAAAAAAAAAAUUAUUUUUUUAUAUACAAAUUUUUAAAAGCCAUUUUGUUAAAUCUGCAGAAUUAUGCACUAUUUAAUUAGGUUUAAUUUCUGAAAAAAACGUUUAAAUUGAAUAAAAAUCGAACUUAUUUGUUCGGAGGCAGUUUUUUUAGCCCACUUGUGUGACGUUGUCAAGUUCUAUGUUUAAACGCAAAAUCGCAUGAGGUGACUUAUUGUAAUUUUACAGAAAGGUAUCACCUGCAAUUUUAUUUGUACGUAAAUUGCUAAAUAUGUGUUAUAAUAGAGCAUCAGGGAGUUUGUCCAUCUCUCACACAAUUAGAAUUACAGAACUAAUUAAGGUUGGACUUUGUAUGUUGGGAGUUUCCAAGAUGCGAACACGUCUCUCCAGUCAUCGUCUUAACCAUCGAGUCUUUGUUUAGAACUUUAUGCUAGUUUAAGAUAUUAUGUUAUAUAAUUAGAUUCAAGUUUAACUUGCAGUAUAUUUAAAAAAAUACCUAAAAAAUUAAAAAUGGUACAAGAACGUUUCAUGUUCCACAUUAAAUAAUAGUCAUAGUUCAAUAUACUUACCUAUUUUUAUUGGAAAAUUUGAUGCAGCUAUUUGAGAGAACUUCUCAGGACUUCCAACAUUAAUCUGCUAACAUAUCAUGAAAUUUAAUUGAUCGCCAACGACGUGCCUGAAUUUAUUUGGUCUGCUCCUGAAAAUUGGCGACCUGAGUUUUACUGACCAAGAAACUUGUCUAGAAUUGUUACGAAUGAUUUUCAAUGUAUAUUCGCAAAUUUAAAUGUAAAUAUUAUAUAAAUCAGUACUCAAUUCUUUAAAAACUUAAUGAAAACAGAAUUAAAUUGAAAUAAAUUGAACCAAAAUUAGAUUUAUUCAGUGUUCUGGAAAAAUUUGUUGGCCAGUUUCCGAUUAUCGACGCCUACUUUUAAGAUAUUCGAUAUUUAAUAUAAAAAAGCGAUAAGAUUAUAAGUUUGGAAAGUUAGUACUUUUCUGUUACUCAAGAAGUGAGAAAGUAGUUUUUUAACUCAUCAGAAAUGUCGUAUUUCUCCUGGUAUGUAUUAGUUAACUACUCUCACCACUAGUCAAUAAAUAACAAGCGAUCGUUAAGCGAUUAUGUAGAAAAUCAUUCGUGGAAUUAACAAGAGCGAUGGUGAUUGUGGAUGUAAGUUAUCUCAAAAGAAACAAAUCUACGAAAGUACACUAUGCGCGUGAGUUUCUACGAUACCUGUGUUCUGUAUAAGAAAAUCAAUUCGUACAUCUAUAUUAAUACGGAAUGUCCUAAAACACGUACCAUUAUAUUUUCGACAACAAACAAUUCCAAAGAAUGACCUACAUUUUGUAUGAGUACUUAUUUUUUAACUCAUGUACUAUAUUAUAUACGGAAACAUCUUUUUUCAAAGAGUGUGCGAAAACCAUUCUGAUUUUUAUCUGGAGAAAAAUGCACAACAUAUUAGAGAAGAUGUUUUAUAUAAACUAUAAUUCAAGACAUAAAUUUUCGAGUUA